AUGGCACGACUACCGAACUGGGUGGCGAUCAAGCUCAUCUUUGAUCCCGUUGAGCCAACGAAGGUUGGGCCCUUCGUCUUCCAAGGCCUUUUCGAGAAGCGUCAGGUGGAGGUUUCAGAGGAGUUCUCCGAAUUCUUGGCGGCGCGCGUUCUUACCUCCCAACGGCUGAUUGACGAAAUAGCAAAUGGGAGGAACAAGGAGAAGUAUCAGGCGCUGGUGCGAAAAUCGGUACCAGCGAUUGUGCCAGAUCAUGUCGUAGCUGCAGCCGCCGGAGCUUUGAACAAGGUGGCACUAGAGCCUGCGACGCAUCCGGUGCACACCUAUGUGGAUAGCACUCUGCAGCUGCAAGACACGCUCUUCAAGCGUCUUUGCAUGCUAAGCGCGCCCGAGUUCGAGAAUCUCUUACACCCGGUGUUCCAAGAGGACGAGCUCACCCUCAUCGUCGCCGGUGGCGUCUUGGGAGCGGCGGCGGGGUUCCUUCAGAUGACACUCGGGUGGGGCGGCCCAUCUGCAGAGGGAGCCGUGGCCGUUGCACUGCGCCUCACCGCCGGAGCAGGCGCUGGGGCAGCGGCGACCAAGGCUGCCUUGCUGCUGCCUCCGGCCCUACUCCGACACUCAGCGAGGUCGCUGCAAAACGCAGUGAGGCGGACUGCCAGUGCCCUGAGUGGGUGGCGGUGGAGAAGAAGGCGCUUUUGGCCCGCUGCAAGCGGCUGA
Messenger RNA from Symbiodinium sp. CCMP2592, 714 nucleotides. Lineage: Eukaryota; Dinophyceae; Suessiales; Symbiodiniaceae. The record is from the annotation of a GenBank genome assembly.